Molecule: messenger RNA, 675 nt
Organism: Chanos chanos (milkfish)
Lineage: Eukaryota; Metazoa; Chordata; Actinopteri; Gonorynchiformes; Chanidae
Product: nectin-3-like protein
Exons: 4
Coding region: 1-675 (224 amino acids)
Biological process (GO): homophilic cell-cell adhesion; heterophilic cell-cell adhesion
Cellular component (GO): adherens junction
Source: RefSeq, a predicted model, not a curated record
AUGACAGAAAGGUUGACCUUCAUUGGAAACUUUGCAGAAAACAACGGAUCAAUUCAGCUGAAGGAAAUUAGCUUGACGGAUGAAGGAGUUUACAGUUGCAUCUUUACCUUGUUUUCAGCUGGCAGUUACGAGACAAUGAUCAGUCUCACUGUACUAGUUUGUCCUGAGGUAAAGAUGUCUGAAGUCACACCUUUAGUUGGAGAGUCUGAGGAAGUCAUGGCAACCUGUACUGCUGCUGGUGCCCGACCUCCAGCAAACAUCUCUUGGCAUUUGGGUUCCUUUAGUGACUCAAUGAAAACAAUGACAAACUCAACAGCCCAUUUGAAUGGAACCUACACAAACACUAGUCAUCUUAUUGGCGUUCCCUCUAGACAUGCCAAUCAACAGCAGGUCCAAUGUGUGGUCAACCACGUGACAAGAAAUCAGAUCCUCAACUACACCAUAAAUGUCCACUGUGCACAGGGAGACAGACUGAUUCUUCUCAGCCAGAGUCCAGAUCUGAAUGGUCUGUAUAUCUGUAAGGCCUCAAACCAGUAUGGAGAAGCAUCAGGUUCAAUUUAUGUGUUUAUGACCUCGGAGACCCCCAAAAUUGCAGUCAUCUGUCUUGUGCUCCUCAGCCUCGUCAUAGUCAUUGGUUUACUAUGUUGGAUAAAAUCUAAAAAGUAUCCUGGGUAA